This is a messenger RNA of Pecten maximus, 1568 nucleotides long. Its product is annotated as tetraspanin-9-like. The record is from RefSeq and is a predicted model, not a curated record. The transcript is spliced from 7 exons. Gene Ontology annotation, cellular component: membrane. The coding region runs from base 72 to 893 and encodes 273 amino acids. NCBI's taxonomy places the organism in Eukaryota, Metazoa, Mollusca, Bivalvia, Pectinida, Pectinidae.
GCUCGAUAUUCCUGGAACAUCAUUUAACUUUUCGGAUUUACGGUAGUCAGGACGGGUUUGGAUAAUCCAACAUGAAUAUCCUUGGUAAAAUUGGCAGAGUUUUCCUAAUAGUCUUGAAUUCUAUAUUCUUGAUUCUGGGCGUAGCUGCUUUUAUUGGUGGGAUCGUGUUCUACAACAACAGUGGCGCCACGGGUCCUAAUGUAGCGGAGGUGAUGAACCAAAUCACUAUCGGCAACUUCACACUGGCUAACCUCGUCAAACUCAUCGCUGGUCUUUUCAUCGCUGUCGGAGUCAUCAGUGUCAUUGUUGCUAUCAUCGGAAUCAUCGGAGCCUCGAAACAGCAGAGAGCAUUGCUCAUUACCUACGCCGUGGUCAUCAUCAUCGUCAUCAUCAUGGAGUUAGUUAUUACCGGCGGAGUGGCACAGAUGAAAAAUGAUCUGAAUUCAACAGUAAAGAGACGGAUGCUGGAACUCCUCCGGCCUUACGAAGGAAACCAAGGCAGCGCUCUCACCACGGCCUGGAACUGGCUCUUCAUGACUUUCGACUGCUGUGGAGUCAACCCCCUGAUUCAAACUAAUGACAUGGUGUACACAUUCUGGUGGCGGAACUUCCAAAGGGGUACAGACCAGAUCCCUGGUUUCUGUUGUAGAGACGCCAAUCCUCAGAACGCUCAGUUCAACGCACGUCAAGCCUGUACGAUUGCGCCUACGCCACUCAACUCCUUCGUGGACAGAGGAUGUUUUGAUGUGAUGUACCAGAUUCUGAAUAAGUACAACAUUGAGGCAAUCAUCGGCUGUAUCUUGUUUCUGCUGGUCGAGAUCGCCGCGUUUGUGUUUGCAGUCCUCAUGGCGCGUCAAAUCGGACGCAACGCCAGUAAAAAGAACAUCACGUAAAUUGGAAUAUUUUAUCCGAAAUAUUCACGUGAUGAACAAUUUGAUAUAUCACUUUAUUGAGGCGACAGACAAGUCAGAAAUGGACACGAACUCUCGGACGAAUUGAUGCGAGAACGUGAUGUUGGAACGUAACACGGAGAAUGGACGAUUGGACGAACAAGUAAAACAAGUACAUGUAAUAUCUUAUAAUGAACAAAUUAACAACGACCAACAUGAUGGACAGGUUUAUCAUGGGAAGUAUUUUGGAGAUCACGUGAUGGACUGGUUUAUCGUGGGAAGUAUUUGGGAGAUCACGUGAUGGACUGGUUUAUCAUGGGAAGUAUUUUGGAGAUCACGUGAUGGACUGGUUUAUCAUGGGAAGUAUUUUGGAGAUCACGUGAUGGACUGGUUUAUCAUGGGAAGUAUUUGGGAGAUCACGUGAUGGACUGGUUUAUCAUGUGACGAUCACGUGAGGACUGGUUUAUCAUGUGACAGAUAAUCGAAACAGAGAAUUACUUGACAGAGGAUUAAACCAGGAGAGAAUGAACAUCAUCUGUUAUAUGAGUACAAUAUAGAACUUACUACUAACAAGAUGUAAGACUUUAUAUUAAGAUUACGUAUAGACUUAUUUCCCCUAUUUUAUACUUUUAUAUAUUAUGAAUUGUCUUUUUAUACAUUAAAAUACACCAAACCGAA